AUGGACAGUCUAACAAGGACUCUUAGAAGGAUGAGUGAAUUAUCAAACUUCAGCUACCACCCAAUGUGUAAGUCCACUAAACUCAUACAUCUGAUUUUUGCAGAUGAUCUGAUGGUGUUUUGUAAAGGUGACAUGGAUUCUAUUAAGAGGGUGAUGGAGGCUCUUCAACAUUUUAGCGCAGUGACUAGUUUAGUUGCAAAUCUGGAGAAAUCCAAUAUCUUCCUUGCUGGGAUGGAUGAUGCUACAAAGGAAAGGAUUUUGGAUAGUACUGGGUUUUCAAUAGGUACACUGCCUAUUAGAUACUUAGGAAUUCCCUUAUCCUCAAAGAAAUGGAACAAAGUAGAUUGCCAUCAAUUGGUUGAUAAAAUAACAAAGAGAAUCAUUGUUGGAUAUUCAAGACAAUUGUCUUACGCUGGAAGACUGAAGAUUAUAAAUUUUGUUUUAUUCUCUAUAUACAAAUUUUGGGGAGCAGUGUUCAUCCUUUCCCAGAGUGUGUUAAAAGAAGUGGAUAGAAAAUGCAGGGAAUUUUUGUGGGGAUAUUCAGAGGGCACAGGAAAAUAUCCUUGGUUGCUUGGGAUACAAUAUGUGUGA
Messenger RNA from Lycium ferocissimum, 591 nucleotides. RefSeq lists its product as uncharacterized. The record is from RefSeq and is a predicted model, not a curated record. The coding region runs from base 1 to 591 and encodes 196 amino acids. The transcript has a single exon. NCBI's taxonomy places the organism in Eukaryota, Viridiplantae, Streptophyta, Magnoliopsida, Solanales, Solanaceae.